This is a messenger RNA of Capsella rubella, 895 nucleotides long. Its product is annotated as epsin-3. Gene Ontology annotation, molecular function: clathrin binding; phospholipid binding. The record is from RefSeq and is a predicted model, not a curated record. NCBI's taxonomy places the organism in Eukaryota, Viridiplantae, Streptophyta, Magnoliopsida, Brassicales, Brassicaceae. Gene Ontology annotation, cellular component: clathrin vesicle coat; endosome; plasma membrane. Bases 48 to 893 code for a protein of 281 amino acids. Gene Ontology annotation, biological process: endocytosis. The transcript is spliced from 4 exons.
AUUUGCGGAGACAGAAGAGAGAGACCAUUCAAUUUUGAAAAAUUGUGAUGAUGGGGACACUUUGGUUUGGAGAUUUCAAGAAACAAGCCUCUUCGUUUCUUCAGGACAAGUACAAUGUUGCUAGACUUGUCCUCACCGAUGUUACCGAAGUUGAGCUGUUAGUAGAAGAGGUGACAAAUGAUGAUCCUAUUUCACCAAACGCUAAAACGAUGACGAAAAUAGCCGAGGCAUCGUUCAAUACAGUGGACUAUUGGAGAAUUGUUGAUGUUCUUCAUAGAAAAAUAGGGAAAGAGAAAGGGGAGAUGAAGAAGUGGAGAGAAGCAUACAAGGCAAUGGUGUUGUUGGAGUUCUUGUUAACGCAUGGACCUCUUCAUUUGCCUCAUGAUUUUAUUUAUGACUUGGAUCAUUUUCGAUUUCUCUCUACUUUCCAAUACAUCGACGAUAAUGGAUUUGAUUGGGGAGCUCAAGUUCAGAAAAAGGCGGAUCAAAUUCAAACUCUUCUUUUAGGAAAAGAAGAAUUAAGAGAAGCUCGUCUUAAAGCUCUCAGAAUCACCUCUCAAAUCAGUGGCUUCGGUAACUCCACUUCCUUUUCUCCUUCUCCAUCUCCAUCUAACUCAUUCUCUCUUUGGAGAAGCUCCAAUUCAAUACCAACUCAAAGGAACAACCCUUUAUCCGAGUCCGAUUCAUUAAUCGACGACAAAAACAAGCUCGCGGAGAACGAUCUAGCCAACGAAGAGACGCUAAUCAGCGGAAUCUGCACCAAACUCGCCGGAUUUAGCCCUCUCAAGAACUUGCACAUUGGUCAUACUAGGGCGGCAAAAUUUCAAACGUUAUCGAACGUUGAGAUAGUUUCAAGUAAAUGUUACGAUCGUCGCAGUUCUAUUGGCUACUAAAA